Messenger RNA from Telopea speciosissima, 2751 nucleotides. RefSeq names its product disease resistance protein RPS2-like. NCBI's taxonomy places the organism in Eukaryota, Viridiplantae, Streptophyta, Magnoliopsida, Proteales, Proteaceae. The transcript has 3 exons. The record is from RefSeq and is a predicted model, not a curated record. Gene Ontology annotation, molecular function: ADP binding. Bases 4 to 2751 code for a protein of 915 amino acids.
AUUAUGGAUAUCGUAAGCUCCGCACUGGGAUGUUGUACCCCAUAUGUAGUCGAUCCUAUCGCAGCUAAGUUUCGGGUAUUACGAAACCUAAGGGAGAACAUUGAAGAACUAGGAAAGACAACAGGGAAGUUGGAUGCCAGGAGAAGGGACGAACGACGAAAACUUGAAGUAGCAAUGAACCAGGAAGGAGUAGUAGCAUCAGCAGAGGCAGAUCUAUGGUUCAGUCAAGUCGAUGAUGCUCUAUCCAACGCCAACAACCUACGAAUUGAGUACCAGCAAAGAAGAGGCUCAUGUCCUAACUGCUUCUGCUGGUCAAGCUAUGAGCCGAGCAAAAGAGUGUUGAAGGUCAAGCAAGAUGUUGACAAGUUGUAUGGAGAAGACCCAAGAUCUGGUUGGACUGUGGCUCCACCCCGGCCGAUAGGGAGGAAUAUGAAUAUUGUUUCUAUCGAGGGACAAACAGCGACAAAGAAAUUAAAGGGUGAGAUCAUCGAUGCUGUGAUCGAUGAUAGGUGCGUUGUUGUUGGGUUGUACGGUAUGGGAGGUAUAGGCAAAACUACAAUCUUACGACACGUCCAUGCGCAUUUUAGAAAGACCAAUCACUUUGAAUCCGUGAUAUUCACUACUGUCUCUUUCGCACCAAAUUUUGAUGAAAUACGAAAACAGAUUGCUGAAUGCUUUGGUUUGAAAAAUUGGCAAGAUGACAAUGAUCUAAAAGACAAAUUGUCUCGUCAAACAAGGAAGUAUAUGUUGAUGUUAGAUGACAUAUGGGAGCCAGUUGAUCUUGAAGAAAUUUACAUUCCUAUGCCAAAGAAGGGGAGCGGCUGCAAAAUAUUAACUGCAUCUCGAUCAAAAGCAGUGGUUACAAGGUUUGUGACUCGCUUUGAAACAAAAGAUGUUUUACGAUUGAUUCGAGUGAACAAACUCCAACCAGACGAAGCAUGGAAUCUUUUUGUUAAAAAAACUGGUGAGGACAUUACCUCCCGACCAGCAAUAGAACCCCUUGCCAAGGAGGUUCUUAAAAAAUGUGAUGGAUUGCCGUUAGCCAUCAUUGUUAUUGGUGGUACAAUGUCAACUAGGGAAACAGAGGGAGAAUGGAAAGACGCUAUUCGUGAAUUGGGGCAGACAUCCUCAAAUCUUGAAGGUAUGGAAGAAGUUUUCUCAAUUCUCAUGUAUAGUUUUGAAAAAUUAGAACAAAUCGAACAAUCCCUCUUCCUGUAUUGCUGUCUAUUUCCCGAGGAUUACUUUAUUAGAAAAGAUGAAUUAGUUGAUUUUGUUAUUUGUGAAGAAACUCUAUCCGAGUUACAUCGACUAGAAGAGAUGAAAUGCCACCCCAAGUUCAUUGCAAAGGCUAGUGAUGGAAUAAUUGAGGCACCUGAUACCUCAGAAUGGCACAAAGCAACUAAGAUUUCAUUGAUGAAGAAUUAUCUGAUGGAAUCAUUACCUCAAUUGCUAGAUCAAUGUCCACGACGGCACACAUUGGUCCUUUCACAUAUUUAUCAUAUCGAGUACAUACCCCAAGUGCACUUCCUUGACCACAUGCCUGUACUUCGGAUACUAGAUUUGAGCAAUUGUCUAAUGCUAAAAACUUUGCCAUCUUCAAUAUCCCAUCUUGUCAAUCUCCGUGUGUUGCGAUUACGUGGUUGUAUGGAACUACAAAAUUUACCCCCUGAAAUUGGAAUGUUGGUUCAACUCAUACUGUUAGACUUGUUUGACUGCUACAACUUAAGAGAACUACCAGUGCAGAUGAACAGGUUGAACAAUUUAAGGAGUCUGGACAUCGAGUACACUACAAUGCUCAAGAGGAUACCACGUACGGUGUUAUCUGUAUUGGAUAAACUAGAGGAGUUGAACACUAUCGAUAGCGGGUUAAAAUGGUCCACCAAUGGCGUAGAGGAAUUGUCCCAAUUGACUCGCUUGACAAAUAUCAGCACUGGAAUAAGGAAAACGAGUGUUCUCCGUGGGUUUAAGCCAGUAUUAGCUCAUUCUAAAUGCAUCCGUAAAUUACACCUGCAGAAUUGUACUAUCGAUCCUUCAAUUUUGUCGGAUCUACUAGAUUUGAAUGGAAUUUUGAAAUUCAUGUCAUGUGAGGGUUUGACAAGUGUUCCAACCCAUGCCGUUGAAAGCCUAGAAGUACGAGAUUGUCCAGAUCUCAGGACAUUACUGAUUGUAGAGAAAGUGGAAAGGAAUGCAGCAUUUGAAACCUUAAAAUAUUUAAAACUUGAUCGAUUAGAUCAAUUGGAGACAAUAUGUUGUGGGGUUCCAAAGCCUGGGUGCUUUUCUAAUCUGGAACAAAUACUAAUAAAGGCAUGUCCCAAUCUGAAGGUGCUUUUCACUAAGGGUGUAACACGGCUGCUACAAAAGCUGAAGUGGUUAAAGGUGUAUCGAUGUCCUCAAUUGGUGAAGAUAGUAUCAGAUGAGGAGGACGACGACUUGGAAAUCAAUGCAUUUCCAAGUUUAAAGGAAAUGCAUUUAUGUGAGCUACCAGAAUUGACAGCCAUUUGCGAUCUGGAUUUGAAUUGGCCAUCUCUCACUGGAGUGCAUGUUUAUCUUUGUCCUAAGUUGAGGAGACCCCCGUUUGGAGUCCAACAUGCAAAUAUAUCGUUGAAUGAUGAAAUCAGCGGCGAGGUGACAGACUCAUAUCUUCGCCUACUGAGAUUGGAGGAAAGAAGAGAAGAACAAGAAAAGCAGAGAAAGGAUGAAGAUGAUAAUGAUGAUGAAGAAGAAGAAGAAGAAGAGCUAAUUUCAUCCUGA